AUGCUACAACAAUCCUACUAUCGUUUACCACUUUUUCUUCUCUUAUUCAUAGUUACUUCCUUGUUUCUUUCAGUAACAAAUUUAACUUUGGUGGAUGGCUUAAAUUGCGGGGAACAAAGUUUCUCUGCGUCAAGCGCUGAUCUUGGCUUCUUACAUAUCAUUCAGAGGAUUGCUAUUUUGGGUCCAUCAUCGUUAUUUUAUGUAUAUAUUGAUAUUAGUGAUGAUCAUACUGCCAAAAUUCAGCUACGCACUCCUAACGGAUCGCCUUUGAUCUUAUAUUCGUCACUGUCGGCUACGGCUUCGGAAUGGCAGACAUUGGAUGUGCUUACAAAAAGAAUUUAUGUUGCGCCUGUAUAUAGUUCUGAUACUGAUAUCAUUCCAACUGUUGUGAUUACUGCCUGCAAGUAUUCAACGCCGAUAUCUUAUUUCAAUGAUAAUAUGUAUUCCGUUGACACUCAUAAAGCUGGUAUUGUUUCUACGUAUGAAAAUAAUCUGAUUGUUGUGUUUCGUACAUUUGAAAAUGGAAUAUUUGUAUUUUCAAUGAUGGAACAAGGAGAUUUACUUAUUGCUCAAAUUGUUCACGGCAAAAUUUUUAUUAUUUUUGAUUUUGGUUCAUUUACUCAAACAACAAUCUCUGGAGGAACAGCAUUGAACGAUGGUGAAUGGCAUGAAAUCCGUUGGAUACAUCAAUUUGAUUCCGUGCAGUUAUAUGUGGACGGCGUCAUCAUGAAUACUACUGUCCCGUCCGGUUUGUAUAGGAAAUUAGAUUUCGAUGCAAAAAUUCAUGUUGCUGGACGACCAACAGAUGAUAUCAUUACUGGAAUUGAGUCGAGCUAUCAUGGAUGUUUUGCACGAGUUAUGCUCAACAAUAUUGACCUCUUGGCUGAAACACCUAGAUCAUUACGCAAAGAUUGCCAAAUGCCGAAAUCACAACCGAUGACCAUUAUGACUGGAGGCUAUGCGUUAAUACCGUUUUCGUUUUUACCAUUUUCAAUAGAAUUUCGCAUUUUGCCUCAGUCAAGCUCGAUAUUAUUAUUAACCGAUGCCAAAAAUAAAUCUCUUGCGCAGAUAUCAUUCAAUAGAAAAGGCUUAUUGGUUUUAACAUUAUUUGCUAAUAUGUCUGAAGUUGAGCAACUACCGCAUUCAGGCAAAGUAGUCAAUGAUGGCAGUUGGCAUUCUCUGUCACUGAUGAUUUGGGGAGCACGAUUACAUGUUGACGUUGACAGUUACACCAUAUUUUUGUUAGAAGGAAAUGUAGUACGAAAUUUGGCUAAACAGCUUACCAAUUUUCAUUUAUCUGCGAUUGGAUGCUACAGAUCGGCUACUGUAGCUUUCAAGUCAUCAAACGUAAUUGGCAAUGUUACAUUGGAUGCCUGUCAUUUUCAAGAAAGAUGUCUCCCAAAUCCUUGCGAGAACCAUGCCAUUUGUGAACAGAUAUCUCUCAAUGAUUUCCACUGUAAGUGCCGUGGUAGUUACUAUGGGAAAAAAUGUCACGCAACACAAAUGUAUCAUUCCUGCGAAGAAUUCUUUGUGAAGAAUCCGCACAUUAAAACUAAGAAUGUUACAAUUGAUUUGGAUGGUGGAAAUCCACUGGAGCCAUUUAUGGUACAGUGUGAACAAAAUUUUAAGGAUUACGGUGACACCAAAAUUAUCUCGAAAAUAUUUCACCAAUUUGGAAAUAAUGAUAUAGCGAUUACUGGAGAUAAUGAACCGGGUUCCAUUAAAAGAUCAUUUGAUUAUGGUAUUACCAUUGAUCAGUUAAAUCAUUUUAUCGAUGGAUUUGAAACUUGUGUGCAGUAUAUGCGUUACGAAUGUCGUGGAGGUGCGAAAUUGAUGAGUUACGGUGUGGAACGAAGGCCAUCAUCUUGGUAUAGUACACGAAAUGGUCAGCAUGCAAUGCAGUGGGGUGAUGCACUACCUUAUUCAAGGAUGUGUCAAUGUGCAUCUAAUUCAUCUUGCAUAGACAACAGAAUGUGCAAUUGUGAUAGCGGCGAAGAUAGUGUUGAUGAAGGCUACAAUCCUCACAUGCAGUUACUACCAGUGAUGAAUUUAUAUCUUGGAGGCACAACAGAUACAUCUUCAAUAAAUGUUUUUAUUGGCCCUCUUAUUUGUAGCCAACGUCAUGUGUUCAAUGGAAUAACAUUUCUGAAUCGAAAUGCUCGUUUGGCUGGUUCACAGGCUUUGUUUGGUUCAGUGAUGGAUCUCGAGUUCCAGAUACGUAUGUCACAUGCUCGAAUGACAAUUUUUAUUUGGGAAUCGUUGAAUGGACAACGUUGGUAUCAACUUGAUGUUGGAGAUGGACAUCUCGUAGGGCAAGUUGUAAGUGGAAGCAAGGCUUUUGAAAUCAAGUCAAAAAUGCGUGUAAAUGAUAACAGAUGGCAUAGAGUGUACUGGGAAGUGAACAUAAAUGGGAUGAUGUUGAACGUUGAUAACGAAAGCAAUUCAGUGGAUGUUUAUGUUGUACCGCCGGAUGUCUACACUUGGGUUAUAGGAUCACGAACAGAACGUGGUUUGUCAGGUUUUGCUGGUCAGAUUCGAAAUAUGUACUUGCGUGGUAAUGAAAUUUUGUUACGUACAUUGGUCAGAAAGCAAGGACGAGGCAUGAGGGGUAUCGAACUUGGUGAAAAAGGCACAUGCAAGCUUGAUGAUUGCUUAAAUCAUGGUCAGUGUAUUGAAUUUUAUGACAGUCACAAAUGCAAUUGUAACAAUACUCCGUUCAUUGGUCAAAGAUGUGACCAAGAUGUUGGUAUAUUUGUGCCGAAAGGUUCUGAACUAAUGAUUCCAUGGCAGCAUCCAGCUCAAAUAUCAUCUUGUUUCCGGAUAGCCGUACAAUCAUUUUCCUCUAAUUAUUCACUGAUAAGAGCAAAGGCACUGUUCGCAGACUGUCAAUUUAACUUGACAAUCAAUCAGAAAGGUUAUCUUGAAUUAUCAGUUUUCGAUGGCUUUUUCUUUCAUUAUAAAGCGGCAGAUACUAUACAUAAAUUUGACGAUAAUGAACUCACUGAUGUCAAUUUUUGUGCCGAAAACAAUGAAUUUACACUUCAGAUUAACGAUGAAGUUGUUUUUCAUUUAACUGGUAAUUGGUCAUUCUUUGUACAAUUCAAUGUUUGGAAAUUCGUUGAUAAAAAUUUUACGGGCUGCUUGAUGAGGCUAAAAGUUGGCGUUGCUUUUCCUCUGAAGGAUCCAUCAUCAUCACGUUUUUUGUACAGAGGUGGCGUACGAUUCGAAGGCUGUUCGUAUAACUAUAUGUUUUUUAAUCAAGUGCUGGAACAGGAAGGAAAAUCACUAUUGUAUAACACUCACAUCAAUGCUAUCACUGAACCUCGCAUUUCUUCGCUAACUUUAGCGCUAAUAAUUGGUGCAGUUACGGGUUGCUUUUUCUUUCUACUUAUCCUUACUGUUGUGAUAUGUUGGAUUCGAAAUCAGCCCGAUGGUGUGUAUAAAACGAACGAAGAUAUUUUAGCAUAUUGCAGUCCGAAUCGUCCCGAAGAUCCGCUUGUUGCAAUUAACUAUGUUAAUAGAGAGUACUUUUGUUGA
Molecule: messenger RNA, 3537 nt
Organism: Brugia pahangi
Lineage: Eukaryota; Metazoa; Nematoda; Chromadorea; Rhabditida; Onchocercidae
Source: the annotation of a GenBank genome assembly